Molecule: messenger RNA, 3795 nt
Organism: Chaetomium strumarium
Lineage: Eukaryota; Fungi; Ascomycota; Sordariomycetes; Sordariales; Chaetomiaceae
Exons: 1
Coding region: 140-3337 (1065 amino acids)
Molecular function (GO): protein binding
Source: RefSeq, a predicted model, not a curated record
GACUGGCCGAACUGUGUGUAGUCCAGCUUUGCAUCUUGAGCCAUGGGAUGAGAUUUUUUCUCUGUUUCCCGAAACCAGUGCAUACAAUCCUUCGUUUUUUUUAUUACACUCUAUCUCUGGUCCUAACCGAGCCUCACCCAUGGAUCCCUCCUCCGCCCAACUGACCGACUGGCUUCAGUCCGGCCGCUACCUCGACGUCCUCCUGAGUGAGCAGGGGGGCUCUCUCAUCGACGAGUUUGUUUCGUCACUGCCGCCGGUAUCUCUGACCACCACCACCACAUCUGCACCAUCUGCAGCUAGCAAUGGUACAAGUACAAGUACCACUGGCGGAGGGGUUGGCGAUGACCACGGCGCCACGAACGGUAGCACCAGCAGAAGAAGAAGAGAAGAAGUAGUCUCCCCUAGGGACCGCACGGCUGUCGGCCUCGCGGCGCUGCACGCCUUCCUCCAGGCGAAUGUCACGGGUCCUGUGCUGGACGAGCAGCGGGCGGCGAAGGUGCGGGACCGGUUCCUCCUGCACUUGUCUUCUUCUUCUACUAUCAGUACUACUACUAGUACUAGUAAUAGUCUCCGACAGCUGAAGCGAGCGUGUCUCGCCACGCUCGAGGUGGAUGGUGUCGAGGUGUAUGAGCACGUGCCGCACGUGGAGCUGUUUGGGCUGGCCAGGUUUAUUUUUGUUACUGCUAGUAAGGAGGAUGAAGAGGAGGAGGGGGAGGGGGACGGGAGGUCGCAGAAAAAUUGGCGCGCCCUAAGGGUGCAUGUCUGGCAUUACAAGCUGCUGACGCAGCCCAGUCUCGGGCCCGGGUCGGUGUUCAACAAGAGCGCGGCGUGGUGCGAUGUGCCGAGCCUGCAGGAUCGGAUUGAGAAGGGGUUGAGCGAGGUGGAGAGGGAGGUGGAAGGGAAAGGAGAAGUGGGGGAGAAGGUGCGGUUUCUGGUUGAGAAGGCUAAUGUGCACAUCAUGCUGGGCCAGGAUGGGAAGGCGAAGGAGGCGCUGCGCAGGGCGGCCGAGUUGAGUGGGUUCGUGUAUGCGCUGUCUGGCGCGAUGGGCAAGCGGACGCGGUUCCAGGAGAAGAGUAUCAGCCAGCUGGUGGUGUUGGCGAAGAGCGGGGAGGGGUUGCAGAUGCGGAACAACGGGGAGGAGGGGGCCGGGCAGGCGAAACCGCUGGCGCUGGCGCUCAACGACGACACGCUGCUUGAGAAUCUCGAGUUUACGAAGGAGGAGCGCGGAAAGGAGGAUGAGGGGAAGUCCGAGCUGCCCGCGCCGCUGAAGGACCUCCCGCCGGAUGAGCAGCCGCAGCUGUCGCCGCUCGACCAGAUCAUCCUGCUCGCCGAGGCUACGCUGAAGGAUGCCUUCUCGCCGGCUGACUCGCUGACGGCGGAGGAGGUGCUGCCCUUUGCCGUCCGUGUCAUCGCGGACAAGUCGACCAACUGGCAGAUUUACACGCAUGCGUUGCUAGUGCGGUCGAGAAUCGAGGUGCACCGGAGCAGGACCGUCGAGCGGGGCGUGCUGCAGAUGCAGGCCGUGGUGGACCAGGUAGUCGUCGACACGACACAGCCGGCCGCGGAGACCAGCACAGAGUCUAGCGAGGAUGGGAGUUCGUCACAGCCUCCUGUUCCGGACAUCCAGAUCAGCCCCGCAGACAGAGACGAAGCGAAGAAGCCUGCCAACAAGCCGACAUCCUUCCUCCCCGCCCCGAAACCGACCGAGACAGCCCCAGCACAGGUGCGUCUCGAGUACAUCCACGCACUGAGCUCGCCGCCGAGGUGGCACCUCGAGUCGGAGCUCGCGCACUCGUGGGCCAGCGUCGGGUCGCUCGUCUCGGCACUGGAGAUCUUCAAGCGGCUCCGGCUGUGGGCCGAGGUCGCUGUCUGCUAUGCCAGCACCGCGGCCGCCGGCGACGAGGACGGGCGCGGCAGCGGCGGCGAGGCCAAGGCCAAGGCCGUGCUGCGCUGGCGGUUGUUCCACAGGACAGGCACGUCGGCGGGGCAACAGCCUGGCUCUGACGAGGUAGAUGAGGACGAAGAGGUCGAUCUCGACGAACUCAAGGAGGCGGAUUACCACGGUCCCGAACGCCAGCCGUCGCCGCCCAAUGCGCCGCGCCUGUGGUGCAUUCUCGGAGACAUCGAGAACGAGCCGGCGCACUACGAGCGGGCGUGGGAGAUCUCCAAGCAUCGAUUUGCGCGGGCGCAGCGGUCGCUGGGCGAGUACUACCUGGCACAAAAGAACCUGCAACGCGCAAGGGAGGCUUACAGCAAGGCCGUCGCCGUCAACCGCCUGAGCUCGGAGCUGUGGAAUCGGCUAGGAGACAUCAACCUGCGUCUGGGCGAUGUCGCCGCCGCCGCAGAGGCGUAUCAGCGCGCCAUUGCCGCGGCCAACGACGUCGUCGGUGGCGAGGACGCCCGCACGUGGAGCAACCUCGGCAGCGCCCUCUUCAGUCUCUACUUGGAGCGCGCUGAGGAAGUCAAGCGGCAGAAGGAGAAAGGCACUUCACAACCACAACAACAACAGCAGCAAUCAAACGAUGACAACCAGGAGGAGGAGGUCUACGAGUCCGCUACACCCCAACAACCCUCGCCCUCCCAACGCGACCCCUCCACGUUACUCUCGCAAGCGCUAGCCGCGUACAAGCGCGGCGCCAACAUCGCCCGCGACAACUGGCGCAUCUGGGACAACGUCAUCACCCUCGCCUCGCGCCUGCGCCCGCCGCCCGUGACAGACCUGCUUCUGGGGCUGCGCAACGUCCUGCGCAUCCGCGCCACCGAAGACGCGCUGGAUGUGGACGUGCUCCGGUUGCUUGUCAACGAGGCUCUGCUUUCCCGCGAAGACAGCAAGCCAUCCUCGUCUUGUACGUCGCUGGACGAGCUGCCGCGGGGUACCGAGCAGCGGGCCGUGUGCGAGUUUCUGGAGAGGAGCGUCGUCCCCGUCAUCACGGCGCGCUCCGACCUCUGGGAGCUGGUCACCCGCGAGCGGGUGUGGCGCGGAGAUUACGCCGGUGCCGUGGAUGCCGCCGAGCGAGCGUGGCGCGCUGCCUUGGGGGGAUCGCUUGGUGGCGGUGGGUCGCUGCUGCCCUCGAGUAGUAGUAGUGGGAACGCGGACAAGAAGGACGGUACGACGAACUGGCUGGAGGAUAGGGAGGGCUGGAAGACGGUCGUGGACCGCACGGACGAGCUCGUGUCGAUGCUGGAAAACUAUGGCGAGCUGGUGGCCGAGAUCGGGCCCAAGUGGAAGGGGAAGGCGCGGAGUGCGGUGCGGAGUGUCAUGGGCAAGGCCAAGGAGAGCUGGGAGGGGAGUGAGGAGUGGGAGAGGCUUGUUGGGUUAUUGGAGGGGCUGCGGUGAUGUUUUAGUUUUACUACGAGCACCUUGAAUGUUUGUCGGGAGAGAAAAUGAAUUUUGUUGUAAUAGUAGCAGGGUACUUGGCGACUCUAGAUACAAGCUUCUUUGGGACAUCCAUUGCUUUUCUUUUGCUGGUUUCACUUGACGUCGAAGUCAGCAAUGCAGAAGGAUUGUCUCGAUAAAAGACUUGCGUCCUAGCUAGGUAUCUAUCUGAGUGCUUCAAAGUGUCAGAUCACGAAUGUGCGGCGGUUGGAAGUUUCGAGACAGAGACACGCAGCGCUUAUCCAACCCCUCGACAGUCAACGCUUUCAAACCCCUCGCGAGUCAAUGAAUGAGAGAGUAAGUGAGUCAGGCAGUUGUGUCGUAUUCAACGUCUCCGACUCCUCACGCCUACAGACCGGAAAGAAAAAGUCUUAGGUAGAGAAGGAAAAAAAGCAAAGACAAGGAACCCUAGCCUAAAU